Portunus trituberculatus (swimming crab) is the source of this 4776-nucleotide messenger RNA. Its product is annotated as dynein regulatory complex protein 9-like. The record is from RefSeq and is a predicted model, not a curated record. Bases 3525 to 4571 code for a protein of 348 amino acids. Gene Ontology annotation, molecular function: protein binding. Lineage: Eukaryota; Metazoa; Arthropoda; Malacostraca; Decapoda; Portunidae. The transcript has 7 exons.
AGGAAUCCGUGUUUUCUUUAUUAGGGUGGAAAACAAUUUUUUUGUCAUUCAGAAUAUAUAAUAUAAUGUGGUUUGGGAGUGGUUUCCAUCUCGACAUUAUGGUGUGUUUUGGCGUCAUAAUUUUGACAGAUUGACCGCUGAUUGGACCGCGCUCCGUAAACAAACCACCAUCUAAGGAUAUUAUAUUUUGGAUACUAGUUAAAUUAUUUAUCGCGUUUAAAAGUGUAGUGCAUUUCAGUGUGGGUGCCUUUUUUAUUGAGGCCAUUUUCAAAAUGAAUUACGUACGUAAAUAUUGGUCCACAGCUGGGCACCUCAGCUAUGCCUUCCUCCCAGGUCAGUCCACCAAUCUUUGCUUGCACUCUCCCUGGGUUUCCAGACCCAGAGAGUGAAGCAAAGCCAGAAUCAACCACCAACAUAGAUAAAUAGCCAUUACUGUGUUAAAUAGGGCUAUGCUUAUGUAUGCCCAAUUUCAGACCGCCCGGUGCCCACCAUGACCGGGACUCAGACCCUGCCCAACCAGUCCCCGCUCCCUUCCCGUGUCAACUCGUCAAGUUUUCCUUCAGUUCUCAGUGUAUCCUGCUUCUUCCUGAAAUGCAUAAAUUGUAGUGAUAGGAGAAUAAAUGAGAUUAGAAGUGUGUGAGGUAGUGUAGCAGUAGUAUUAGUAGUAGAGGUACAGUGCAUUAGUAAUACACCUUUCAAAACCUGUCAGGGAACACUGGCUAAGGGCAAAAAAAAAAAAAAAAAAAAACUGGCCAAUGGCAACAAAAUAAAGAAAAAAAAAAAAUCCAUUGAAGUGCCGGACAAUUGAAAUAUAGUCAGAGCGUGACUCCAAGGAUGGCAUAGGUACCUUUUUAUUAAUUAAUACAUUUUUUUCCAUUUCAAAAUUUUGCACAAAGAACGUGUGUAUAGAUAAAUGUAUGUAGUUUUGUGUGAAAAAAGAUAGUCAUGUUUAGAGGGCAGGCUGUGUAUGGAGUAGGGUAAGCCAUAAGAGAAGAGGAGAGGGUGCCAAUUGACUAAAUGAGUGGCUCUUCUGUGUAUGGGGUGGGUGGGGACCCAUAGAAAGGCAGAUGGGUUGGAAAAUGAUUUAAUACUCUCUGUUCUACUGUGUAUGUAGUAGGGAGAGCCAUAGAAUGGAAGAUGUGGUGGCAAAUUAUUAAAUAUGAGUUGCUGUGUUGCAUAUGGGGAAGGAGGAGCCAUAUAAGGGGAUAUGAGGUGGAAAAUUAUUAAGUAUGAGUGGCUCUUCUAUAUAUGGGGUGGUGGGAGCCAUAGAAGGGCAGAUGAAGUGGAAAAUAGUUAAAUAUGGAAGUGUUGCUUUAAAUUCUGAUAAUGUAGUAAGAGUGUUUUUUAGAGGAUGUGAGAGGGAAAGAGGGGGUAGUUGGCUAUGAAAGAGGAAAACUGUGAGGGAAAUUAGCUAGAGAGAGAGUGAAGAGGCUAAAGGAAAAAAAAUAGCUAUUAAGGAAAAAAAUGCUAAUUAAAAAGCUAAAGAAAAAUAUAAUGUGAGGGAAAACAUUAGAAAAAAAUGCUGGAGAGGAUGAAAAAUGUAAUAAAAAUUGGUAUUACAGAAGAAGACAAUAAAAAAUAAGCUGAGGAAAAAAAAAAUAGGAAGACAAAUGAAAGUGUAACCCAUUGUAACCUAACCUUACCUUACCUGACCUGAGCAGACCAAAACAAACCAAACCUAACUAAACAAAACCUAACCCGACCUAACCUUAGUCCAACAUUGCAGGCAUCAGGGCAGAGUGUGGAGGAGGUGGAGAGGCAGUUGACGUUGGCACAGAGGGAGAGAGAGGCGGCACUCAGCUCACGGGAGGCACUGACCACAUUGCUGACUGCCAAGCUGGCCUCCCUCUACUCUGAAGGAUCCCAGGCUGUGCUCAAGUGUGUGUAUGUGUGUGUGUGUGUGUUUACCUAGUUGUACUGUAACAGGCAUUGAGCGGUGCUCAUAGUGUCCUUUCUUCAUAUCUCCAUUUAUCUAUAUUUUCCUUAAAGUUAUGCACAGUCUGUGUGUGUGUGUGUGUGUGUGUGUGUGUGUGUGUGUGUGUGUGUGUGUGUGUGUGUGUGUGUGUGUGUGUGUGUGUUCAUUCAGUCUAUAAAUUUUUCUGUGUCAUCUCUUUAAGUUAUGUUUCUUUGACUAAAUCAUUCCCUAUGUCCUUCACUUUGCCUCACUCACACUCACUAAAACAAGAGAGUGAGAGCAGCCUAUGUCCUCUUCUUCACUCGCACUCCUACUCUCUCUCCCUCUCCCUGAAGGCAUGAAGUGAAGAGAGUGUGAGGAGGUGCGGGGAUAGAGUGAAGCUAUCUAAACCAGCUGCAGGGCGGGCUCUCUGGCGUAGCAGCAACAGCAGGUGGAGAGACAUUCUAGACAAGGCACUCAUGAAGGAGAGAAGGUGAGUGGGUGACAGGCAGGAGGAGAAGCGAGGAGGAAGGUUUUCUAUAUGAGAAGAGAUAGAUAGAGGGAGAGAAGGAGAGGAAUACCAAGAAAACCCUGAGUUUUCACUUGAACCAUGAAAAGACACUUAUAAAUCCUUAUAACAUCAACUAGAACAGUUGAAAAUCUUGAUAACUUCCAUGGCAGAGUUAAGUAUAUGUUGGGCCCGCCUGUGUUACUGUACUGAGAUAACUAACUCCCUCUGUUCAGUUAUUCACUGCUCACAACUCAAGCAGUUCUCUUCAUACCUCAGUAAAGGACACGCAUAUAAAAGGCAUGAGUUAUGUCUUUACUACAAUAUAAGAAACACCUACACGUUGUUACAGCAAAACAGUCUGUACUACAUGUUGGGCUGGCUAUUCUGGCAACGUGUGGUCACUUUCACUUUCUGUCAGCUCAAAAUCUAGAUAUCUAUGAUACAACGGAUAUCACAACAUAACACACCAUGAAUGACACCAUUACUAUGAAGAAAGACUCGUCACUUUUCCUCCUGUCCUCAAAAUCUGUACAAAACACGAUUCCCAUCCUUCUUUCCACUUUCACUUUCUGCUUCCCGCCCCCGGUCACCAUGGCAACCGUGAAGAGCCGGGGAGGCUAGAGACAGACACACACACACACUGCUAUAUUUCCGCCACUAUGUGCAUUGUAUGGUGAGCUGGUGAGUAUGUACUGGUGGCUUGGUGAUGAGGGAAGGUGUACUUAUGACUCUCACUGUUUGCUAUGUUGCUAUUGGUGAAAUAGAAGCGAAAGAAAAGACGUCUCCUCUCCUCCCAUCUCGCGUCUCAGCCUGUCACCAUUCUCUCUCUCUCUCUCUCUCUCUUUGUGUGUGUGUGUGACCCAUAGGCGUUCAAACAAGGUCAUUUACUGAGUUGACCCAACAUGGUAGCCUAACCUUUGCCCUCCACCCAAUCCCCGCGUCAUGCAGAAGAGGUGAGGUCAUAAGGUGCCCUGAAGUGAUCCUGCUGACCUGACAUGGCCCCUGCUAUUCCUAAGGACUCCCAAGACCCUGAUCUCAGCAGGUGAGUUGUGGCAUAACCCUAGAUAAGGUCAGGUCAACAGGGGAAGGUUAAACAUUGCUGUCAGUCUGGGUAGUAAAAUGUCAGCUGUUGUGUGUGAAGGAAAAGCAAAAUGUCAGCUGUUGUGUGUGAAGGGAAGGCAAAAUGUCAGCUGUUGUUUGAAGGGACGACAGAGUGUCCGUUGUGAAUGGAAGGCAAAAUGUCAGCUGUUGUGUGUGUGUGUGUGGUACAGGAGGAGGCUGGCGGUGAUGAAGGUGGUGGACAGACUGCUGGAGGAGGGGAAGGAUCUCGCGUCCUCCCUGCAGGAUCCUCGGAGCCCCCACGCCCCUCCAGAUUACCAGGCUGUCAACAGAGUGGUGGAAGUCCUGGUGUCGCUGCGCCCAACCAUCCACCAUCGCUUGUACUUCAGUCCCACCUUGCAGUACCUCUAUGCCUCUCAACUGGCUCGGCGCUCUGGCUCGGCAGCGACAUCAGGGCAGAGUGUGGAGGAGGUUGAGAGGCAGUUGACGGAGGCACAGAGGGGGAGAGAGGCAGCACUCAGCUCACGGGAGGCAUUGACCACAUCGCUAAGUGCCAAACUGGCCUCACUUGACUCUCAAGGAUCCCAGGCUGUGCUCAAGUGUAGGCGUGAAGCGAGGAGAGAGUGUGAGGAGGUGCGAGGACAGAGUGAAGCCAGUCUGAACCAGCUGCAGGCUGGCCUGGCAGCCAGCAGGGAGGCACAACAGCAGCAGGCAGAGAGACACAGUGAGGAUGAGGCACUCAUGAGGGAGAGGAGGCAGCAGCUGGAGAGAGAGAUGCAGCAGGUGAUCCACAAGUAUGAUGCCACAAUGAGUUGCCUUCAGAUAGAUCUUGAUAACCUCAAGGACCAACACGCCUCUCUCAUGCUCAAACUGGAACACAAGACGGAAGCGCUGAACAUUGUGGAAAAGAGAUACCGCUCCAUCUUGGAGGAAAAGCAGCGAGCAGAGGAGGAAAGACUGGCGGCCAUGCAGGCUGAGUUCCGGCGGGAGCACGCGGCGCGCACCAUUCAGCGUGCCUGGCAGCACUACAAGAUGAGGAAGAUGCUGAAGAAGGCUCAGCGUAAGAGGAAGAAGAAGCCAAAGGAUCUGAAGGAGGCCAAGAAGUAGAGACAUAGAGUGAGUGAGACAAUUGAGGUGUUCACUUUGUAUUCCUGGUGUAGAUGGUGUAAUGGGGAGUAGAGGUGUUGAUAUUACUAUGUACACUCUGGGUUGGAACAUUCUACAUCUCGUGCCUUAGUCAUGUCUAACCAAAAAAAAAAAAAAAAAUUCUUUGUAGCCAUGAAGUGUGAGUGACUGACACACACACAACACA